AAUAAAGCCGCACCAGUCGAAGAUGGAUGUCUCGUUUUGUCCGACCAAAUGUAGUUUUUGGAAGGUUUUCUGGCUCUGGAGCAUUUGGGGAGACUACUUGGUUUCCGUUUUGGGUUGCCCUGCCAACUGCCUUUGCAACAAAACCGAGAUCAAUUGCAAAAAACCGGAUGAUGGCAACCUCUUCCCUCUGCUCGAGGGGCAAGAUUCGGGAUCCACCAAUGGAAAUGCCAGCAUCAACAUUACGGAUAUCUCUAGGAAUAUCACUUCGAUAUACAUAGAGUAUUGGAAGAAUUUGCAGACUUUGCAUGCCGUAGACAUGGAGCUGUACACAGGACUCCAGAGAUUGACAAUCACGAACUCAGGGCUCCGAAGCAUCCAGCCGCGAGCAUUUGAUAAGAAUCCUCACUUACAUUACAUAAAUCUCUCAGGUAACCGGCUGACCACUCUUUCGUGGUUACUCUUCAAGACGCUGAGGCUUAUAGAACUGAAGUUGGAAAACAAUAUUUUUAACUGCAGCUGUGAUAUCCGCUGGAUCCAGCUGUGGCAGGAGAGAGAAGAAGCCAAUUUGCAGAACCAGGACUUGUACUGCACGAGCAUGGAGACCAGCCACAUACCCAUACAGGAGCUGAAUAUCAACCAGUGCGAUUUGCCUGAAAUCAGCGUCAGCCACGUGAAUCUGACCGUCUGCGAAGGCGAAAACGCUGUUAUCACGUGCAACGGGUCCGGUUCUCCUUUGCCGGAUGUUGACUGGAUUGUGGUCAACCUGCACUCUAUCAACACACAUCAGACAAAUGCCAACUGGACCAAUGUCCAUUCCAUCAAUUUAACCCUGGUGAAUGUAACCAGCGAAGACAAUGGGUUCCUGCUCACGUGCAUAGCUGAGAAUGUGGUAGGAAUGUCUAAUGCCAGCGUACUUCUCACUGUAUACUCUCCUCCCCGUAUCCUCAGCCUACUGGAACCGAUUCGGCAUAUGGAACACUGUAUCGAGUUUUCAGUCCAUGGGAACCCUCCACCCCAAAUUCAUUGGCUGUACAAUGGCCAGUUCCUUAGGCAAACCGCCUUCAUCCGCAUGGACGUCUACCAGGGUGGUGACAUCACAGACGGCUGUUUGCUCUUCAACCAUCCCACUCAUUACAACAAUGGCAACUACACCAUCGUGGCGACCAACUACUUGGGAACAGCCAACCAGACUGUCCGAGGACAUUUUCUGGAGAAACCAUUUCCAAGCAUUUCAGAUAUCUUUGUCACAUAUGAGUACAGUCCAAGUCCCUCCCCUCUCAUCACAGUGACACAUAAACCAGAGGAAGACACAUUUGGGGUCUCUAUCGCAGUGGGUCUCGCGGCUUUUGCCUGUGUUCUCCUGGUGGUCCUAUUUAUUAUGAUCAACAAAUAUGGACGGCGAUCAAAGUUUGGAAUGAAAGGCCCUGUGGCUGUAAUCAGUGGAGAAGAGGAUUCUGCCAGCCCUCUUCAUCACAUCAACCAUGGCAUCACCACACCUUCAUCGUUGGACACUGGCCCAGACACGGUGGUGAUCGGUAUGACCCGGAUUCCCGUCAUUGAAAACCCACAAUACUUCCGACAAGGCCACAACUGCCAUAAACCAGACACAUAUGUCCAGCAUAUUAAGAGAAGAGACAUCAUCCUUAAAAGAGAACUGGGCGAAGGUGCUUUUGGGAAGGUGUUCCUGGCUGAGUGCUACAACCUCAGUCCCACCAAGGACAAGAUGCUAGUAGCUGUGAAGGCUCUCAAGGACCCAACUUUGGCUGCCCGAAAGGACUUCCAGAGAGAGGCAGAGCUGCUCACUAACCUGCAGCAUGACCAUAUUGUGAAAUUUUAUGGUGUCUGUGGUGACGGAGAUCCACUCAUCAUGGUCUUCGAAUACAUGAAGCACGGAGAUUUGAAUAAGUUUCUGAGGGCACACGGGCCAGAUGCAAUGAUCCUUGUGGAUGGACAGCCUCGGCAAGUCAAAGGGGAAUUGGGACUUUCUCAAAUGCUGCACAUUGCAAGCCAGAUCGCCUCAGGAAUGGUUUAUCUGGCCUCCCAGCACUUUGUACACAGAGACCUGGCUACGAGGAACUGCUUGGUUGGAGUUAAUCUACUGGUGAAGAUUGGAGACUUUGGGAUGUCCAGAGAUGUCUACAGCACUGAUUAUUACAGGGAAGUGACGCAUCCGAAGGGCUAUUACAGCAGAACGUGGCAGCAGCAGAGAAUAUCAGCCAUGGCAGCUACAACAGUUGGAGGACACACCAUGCUGCCAAUCCGCUGGAUGCCUCCUGAAAGCAUUAUGUACCGGAAGUUCACCACAGAGAGCGAUGUCUGGAGCUUUGGAGUAAUUCUCUGGGAGAUCUUCACAUAUGGAAAACAGCCUUGGUUCCAGUUGUCAAAUACAGAGGUCAUUGAGUGCAUCACCCAAGGCCGAGUCCUGGAGAGGCCCCGGGUUUGCCCCAAGGAAAUUUAUGAUAUCAUGCUGGGAUGCUGGCAGAGAGAACCUCAGCAGAGGCUGAACAUUAAGGAAAUCUACAAGCUCCUUCAUGCUCUGGGCAAAGCCACUCCAAUCUACUUAGACAUCCUCGGCUAGCAGCGACCAAGCUUCGAAGUUGUUGCUGUGUCUUUUUUCUCCCCACCCUACCUCUCCCUUGACCUCAAGCCAACAUAUUCAUAUAAACUCAAGUGCCUGCUAUACAUACAACACUGAAACAAACAAAAUCGAAAGAGACAAGUUAAAGGGAAACGUGGAAAGCCUCAAUCAUAGGUAAGGCAGUUGAGGCUAUAUACAGAGAGAGAGAAAGAGAGAGAGAGAGAGAGUGGGAGAGCAUUUGCUCCUGUAGCUGCUGCUAUUCAAAAUAUAACAUCCCAGAAGCAGAAGGAAACCGUGAGAGAGAUUGAAAUAUUUCUACAGUAUUAAACAGAACACGAGGGGGGAAAAAAAAAAACAAUAUUUAACUUAAGAUUAUGGAACUGCAAAUCCUACAGUGUCCUUUAGAUUCUGGCUAUUGGGUAGAGUUCAAUUCAUUUGGAAAUAUAGAAUAACAACAACAAAGGAAAAGUUGACGAAAGCAUACCUAAUUGGGCACUAAACUGGCAAUUGGUCCUGUUAUUCCAGGAUGAUUUCCCCCAGGAGUAACUUCCUUUUAAAAGAUCUCAUCUACCAUCGUAAUACCACCGACCCCACCUUGCCCUUCUGGCUUUAAACAAUUCUAGAACCUCUGUUGUCUCCAGGAUAUCUCAUUUUACCCCAAGGUUCCCGAUUCUCUCCUAUGUGUAAAUGUUUCAGUUUUGGAAUAUAUACCGUUCAGAAGGUUCACUUCACCUACUGGUCAAAUGAAGCAUCAGAGGAACGCCCACCCAGCUGCGAAGAAAACCAAGAAUGGAUCUAGUACCGUUUACCUGAUCGUUUUCAUAUUUCCUUUCCUUUUCAAAUGGGAGUCCUGGAAUUUAUCUUGAGGACCCAAACAAAUGUCUGCAACAGCCAUACGCGAAGAAAGUUUACGAAGUGGAUACCUUGGAGACAAAAAUCCCAGAAAUUCUCACCGGAAUAAUUCUAGAUAUGCAAAACACCAGAUACAGCUAUUACAACUAUUCUGUCGAUAACUAUUGACCCAGCUGUCAAUUCCAAUGAAGUGGCUUGAAAGCCAUGAUCUCAGUGGAGGUGGU
Ahaetulla prasina is the source of this 3654-nucleotide messenger RNA. RefSeq names its product neurotrophic receptor tyrosine kinase 3 (gene NTRK3). The transcript has 18 exons. Gene Ontology annotation, molecular function: neurotrophin receptor activity; transmembrane receptor protein tyrosine kinase activity; ATP binding. Gene Ontology annotation, biological process: positive regulation of kinase activity; cell surface receptor protein tyrosine kinase signaling pathway; cellular response to nerve growth factor stimulus. Lineage: Eukaryota; Metazoa; Chordata; Lepidosauria; Squamata; Colubridae. The coding region runs from base 23 to 2578 and encodes 851 amino acids. The record is from RefSeq and is a predicted model, not a curated record. Gene Ontology annotation, cellular component: signaling receptor complex; plasma membrane; axon.